UCUUAGCAGAAGGCAAUGGCAACAACGCUCAAUUUCUUGCUGAGGCCCUUAUGCAUCUCCACAACCUCUUCAAUCCUUUCAAAGUUUCCCCUUCGUAGAGCCACUCACCUCUCUUCUGUCUCCACUCCUUCUCUUCUCUUCUCUCAGUCUGUCUCCUUUUCUCGUACACCCACUAGAGCCUUUACUCCAACCGCUUCUUUGUCACAACUACAAGAAGAACAAGGAGAGGACCAGGAUAUUGAUUAUGAAAUUGAGGAAUCUGAAGCUGAGCAUAUAUAUGAAGAGGCAGAGAACGUUGGAAGCGACGAAAGGAAGAGUUUUGAUAGUGGGAAGGGGGUCGAGUUACCGACUUUGACGGUGAAGGAAAAGAAAGAGUUGGCGUCUUAUGCACACAGUUUGGGGAAGAAGUUGACUUGUCAAAUAGUGGGCAAGGGUGGUGUUACUGAAAAUGUCGUGGCAUCUUUUAUUGAGAAUCUUGAAUCCAACGAGCUUCUAAAGAUUAAAGUUCUCGGAACUUGUCCUGGGGAAUUUGAAGAUGUGGUGAAGCAAUUGGAGGAAGCAACUGGUUCUGUGGUGGUUGGUCAAAUUGGUCGGACUGUCAUUAUAUAUAGGCCAAGCCUCACCAAAUUGGAGUUAGAGGAGAAGAAGAGACAAGCUCGUAGAGUUUAUGUGAGAAGAGAAUCAAAAUUUAAGCCUACAUUACCAAAUGUUCGAGUGCCACGACUUUCUGGACGUGGACGUCGGGGAAGCAGCCGAUUCUGAGCUCAAACUCCCUUGUCUAUCGUUUCUUAGAACUCUGUUUACAGCAGCCCUGGUGCUCACAUAUGGGGAUCUCUUUAUCUUCUCAUACAAGGACUUUGCUUGUUUGAGCUACUGUAUCUGGGAAAACUCAUCUUGGACUUCCUGGUGGCAAAUAUAUCCAGAGAGACUUUUGGUUAUGGAAGGGUGCAUAUGGCUAAUCCCAGACCAGAUAUGAUUUGCAUGUGACAAUAAUUGGUUCAAAGACUGCGAGGUAGGUUUUAUGUGAUCCUUUUCGGGUGGAAAUAUUUUCGUGUAGUCUAUAAUGUAUGUACUUAAUAUUUGCUUCUGAACAGCAAGAGAUUAAUUGCCAAUGAAAUUAGGUGGUCUCAUAAUAU
Pistacia vera is the source of this 1136-nucleotide messenger RNA. RefSeq lists its product as uncharacterized. Gene Ontology annotation, cellular component: chloroplast. The record is from RefSeq and is a predicted model, not a curated record. NCBI's taxonomy places the organism in Eukaryota, Viridiplantae, Streptophyta, Magnoliopsida, Sapindales, Anacardiaceae. Gene Ontology annotation, molecular function: RNA binding. The transcript has 3 exons. The coding region runs from base 16 to 762 and encodes 248 amino acids.